This is a messenger RNA of Esox lucius (northern pike), 2326 nucleotides long. RefSeq names its product oocyte zinc finger protein XlCOF6. The record is from RefSeq and is a predicted model, not a curated record. The transcript has 3 exons. Lineage: Eukaryota; Metazoa; Chordata; Actinopteri; Esociformes; Esocidae. The coding region runs from base 85 to 1929 and encodes 614 amino acids.
CAAGGCGCUAAGAUCAUUCUGUCUGCUGCGAGUGAGUGAAUGUUGAUGGGUUAUGUGCAGAUGUUGUGAUCUGUCUUUUGAAACAUGUCUAAGCAACAAUCAUUUAGUGUGUCUAUAAGUAAACGUUUAACCACAGCUGCUGUUGACAUUUUUGGAGUAGUUGAGAAGUCGGUAUUGGAGUAUCAGGAAGAGAAUAAUCGGCUACGAAGAAUACUUGGAAUCGCACCGGAGAUAAACAUAAUAUGUGCAAAAGAAUCCCUGCAAGAACAGGAGGAACUCAGGACCAGUCAAGAGGAAGAGCAUCUUCAAGGGAUCUUUAAUACAGAAGACUACAGAUGUAUUCCUCCCAUUGAUCAGGAGGAUCCGGUUCAGGAGGCCAUAUUAGCCAAUUACCCCACUCUCAGUCCACUGAAAGUCUCUAAACUACAGUCAUUUUGUGUGUUUUUAAAUAAGUGUCUAACAGUUUCUACAGCUGUGGAGAUUUUGAAGGCAGUUGAGAAAACUGUAGCCGAGUACCAGGAGGAGAAUGAUCAGUUACGGAGACUUCAGCAGAAAACACCAGAGAUAAAGCUAUAUAGGAUAGACGCCUUGCAGUUCUCACUCACUGUCUCUGAAGAGGAGGUUCCCCUGGAGCAUCAGCACUGUAAGCAGGAGUGGAGUCCCAGUCUGGGGGAUGAGGACCCACAGACCAAACAGAUUAAAGUGGAACCGGAGGAACUUAGGACCUGUGAGGAGGAAGAACAGCACAGCUCAGCCUUAAACAGUGACCCAGUAGGACUUGACAGCAUCCCACCAGUGGAUCCCAGCACCACACCUAGAAAAACACAUGCCUACCCUGACAGUGGUAAAACAAUUGCUCUGAAAGCAGACCUGAAUAGGAAUUUGAUAGUGGCCAAGAACGGAAACAAUGAAUGUAUAUUCUGCCAAAAACAAUACAGCUCCCCCAGGCAACUGAAGGCCCAUGUCCGAAAAAGUCACACAGAGGAAUCCUGCAACUGCCCUAUUUGUGGGAAGACCAUAAAACGCAAAAUAUAUCUGUCCCAGCACAUGAGGAUUCACACAGGAGAGAAACAAUUUAGCUGCAAAGACUGCGGCAAAAGCUAUUUUCGUAAGAACCACCUAAACCGCCAUUUAAUUAGUUGCACUCAAAAUAAAUCACUUUCCUGUGCUGAGUGUGGGAGAAGAUUUGCUUCGAUGUCAAACCUAAACCAACAUAAACAGAUACACAUAAGACAAAGACCAUGUACUAGUGGUGAUGGUGGAAAAUGCUUCAAAGAUGAGAAAACCCUUUCUCGGCAUAAACCGACACACAUCUUAGGGAAACCUUUUAGCUGUGGUGAAUGUAGGAAAAGCUUCUGUUUCAGGUCGAGCCUAGACCAUCAUCAACUGAUUCACACUGGAGAGAAAAUAUUUAGCUCCGUUCAGUGUGGAAAAGGUGUCGGCUUCAAGUCAAACCUAAACCAACAUGACACGUUGCACACAGGAGAGAACACAUGUAACUGUGUUGAGUGUAGGAAAAACUUCAUUUUGAAAUCAAGCCUGAACAAACAUAAACCGUUGCAUGCAGGAGAGAAACGAUUUCGCUGUGAAUGUGGGAAAAGCUUUGGUCAAAAGAAACACCUGACCAAGCACGAACGGACUCACACAGGAGAGAAACCAUUUACCUGUGGUGAGUGUGGAAAAAGCUUUGGUCGAAAGGAUCACCUUACCAAGCAUGAACGGACUCACACAGGACAGAAAACAAUUAGGUGUGGUGACUGUGGAAAAAGCUUUGGCCGAAAGGAUCACCUUAUCAAGCAUGAACAGACUCACACAGAACAGAAACCAAUUAGCUGUGAUGUCUGUGGGAAAGGAUUCAGUGAGAAAAGCUUCCUAACCACUCAUAAACUGACUCACACUGGAGAGUCACAGGGAUCUCAAAUCUUUUGACACUGUCUUGACAUUCUCUAUGAGGAAAAACGUCAGUAUCAAAGGAACUUAACAGUUCAUAAACAUACACAAAAAGGUUAUUACAGGAGGAAUAUCAGUAAUUAGCAGCAUCUAACCAGGCAUAAACUGAGCUACACAGGACAGACUGCUGAAAAUGAAUAAUGUCCACAUAUACUAUAGAAAACAAAAAGAUAAAGAACAAGGACAAAGGUCUUUCCUCAGAAGGUGGGAAUAAAAUAUGACACUUGAAGGAAAGCAAAGCUUUUGACCACGACACUACAGGAUAGCCAGGUUGACAAAUGUUCUCUGGCUUGUAAAGACUACAUCCUGAUGGGAGUACUCUGCACUGAUUCUUCAUACUGUGGGUUUCACAUAUUAAAUGGAUGUUAUGAACUGA